AUGUGGAUCCGGAAUUUGUUGCGGUCAAUGUUAUUAGGAGUACCCAUCGGCGUCACAUUUCUUGAUACCAUCGGCUAUGUGGCGAGGGUUGAAGGUAUAUCUAUGCAACCAGCACUUAAUCCGGAGUCUAAAAAUACAGACUAUGUUUUUCUAUCAAGAUGGGCAGUGAAAGAUUAUAGCAUUCAUAGGGGAGACAUAAUUUCUCUUGUGUCUCCUAAAGAUCCAAAUCAGAAAAUUAUAAAAAGAGUAGUUGCACUAGAAGGUGAUAUUGUGAGUACAUUAGGUUAUAAGAACCAGUAUGUGCGUGUGCCAGAAGGUCAUAUCUGGGUGGAAGGAGAUCAUACGGGACAUACUUUAGAUAGUAAUACUUUUGGUCCAGUUUCUUUAGGAUUAGUAAAUGCAAGAGCUAUUUGUAUAGUCUGGCCUCCUGAGCGCUGGCAAGCCCUUGAAGCAAAGAUUCCUAACCACAGAAAACCAGUGAGCACACAAAAAUGA
Messenger RNA from Pieris macdunnoughi, 495 nucleotides. NCBI's taxonomy places the organism in Eukaryota, Metazoa, Arthropoda, Insecta, Lepidoptera, Pieridae. The record is from the annotation of a GenBank genome assembly.